Messenger RNA from Caenorhabditis elegans, 1297 nucleotides. Lineage: Eukaryota; Metazoa; Nematoda; Chromadorea; Rhabditida; Rhabditidae. The record is from the annotation of a RefSeq genome assembly.
AUGCCAGAUACAGAGCUUCACGUGAUAUUCGAUCAACCUGACGAAGUUUUCCACCCGGGAAAACCGAUUUCCGGGCGAGUGGUGCUCUCAACGACAAAGGAAAAAUACAAGGCGCGUGCAGUGAACAUCAAGAUUUUGGGAUUGGCUCACACUAGCUGGACGGACACCGAGAGAGUUCGCAAAGUUAAUGCUGAGGGCAAAGAGGCCUAUGAGACGAAAAUAGUCAACUACUCUGCAAAUGUGAACUACUUGGACUAUUCCUUGCUUUUGUGGGCUUCAUCAGAUGGAUCGAACGAAUUGGCAGCUGGAGAAUAUGCGUGGCCAUUUUCUUAUAAUCUUCCUAUCAAUGUCCCACCGAGCUUCGAGGGAAAAUAUGGGUAUUUGAGAUAUUCAGUGACAGCUGAAGUUGAUCGGCCCUGGCGUAUGGAUAAGGAUAAGAAGCGAUGCAUCACUGUUUCUCCAUUGAUCGAUCUGAAUGUCAUUCCUCACGCACUCACCCAGAUCAAUGACCAAGCAAGUGAGAAUCUUGGCUGCUGUUGCUUCACAAAGGGAUAUCUCGAGCUUCGUGUGAACAUCCCAAAAACCGGUUUCGUUCCCGGUGAAACUGUCCCCAUGAAUAUCCACAUACUCAAUCACUCCUCCGUGCCCGUUACCAAAGUCAAGGCAAAAAUCAUCCAGCAGUGCAAGUUCAUCGCAUACCGAAACGGUACAACAGUCACUUAUGGUGGAGGUUACGAGACUAGUGUGUCCGGAAUGCUGCAGGAAACACAACACGACACUAAGACCGUUGUCAAGCAGGGUCUGGAAAUGAAAGUGGCUCCCCGGAAUGAGUGGAGACCAGCACAACUUGUGGGGGUAACGUCGAUUGUGAAAUGUCUAUCUUGAUUGAAACGGUUCCCAUCAGCAAGUAUCUUCCACCAGCCUACUACCCACAGGAUCCAAAUCUUCCGCCGAGCCAACCAACGCCAAUUGGAGGAGGAGUUGUUCCAGCGGGAGUUGCUCCAGGUGGAGUCGCUCCACCACCCGGAUAUGGAUUCUUACCAAUGACUGAUGGUGCAGAGAAUGGAGCCGGAAAUGCACCAUAUCCAGUUGGUCUGCCUAAUCCAGCUGAUGUGGUCGUUCCAUAUCCAAGCGGAGAUGAGCCUAAGGAUGGUACUGUAGUAGUCCCAUCUGCUCCGCUACUAUCCUACGAAGAAUCAAUGUAUGGAACAGAAGGAACAGAGCUCAAUACUGAUGAAAAUGCACAACCAUUUGCUCCAAAAUACCCAGUAUUCAACGAUUUGCCAGUGUAUAACCC